Molecule: messenger RNA, 567 nt
Organism: Prunus mume (Japanese apricot)
Lineage: Eukaryota; Viridiplantae; Streptophyta; Magnoliopsida; Rosales; Rosaceae
Source: RefSeq, a predicted model, not a curated record
AUGGCUAGGACAAAGGUGAAGCUUGCAUGGAUAGAGAACGAUAGUGCUAGGAAGAAAAGGUUCCGAAGGAGGAAGGGAAGCUUGUUGAAGAAAGUUAGUGAAAUAAGCACCUUAUGUGAUGUGGGUGCUUUCGCCAUUGUCUAUGCCCCAGACAGCGACAAGCCAGAUGUGUGGCCUUCUCCCUCAGAGGUGAAAGAACUAAUUGCAAAGUUCCAGAGCAUCCCAGAAGCAGAACGGUCCAGGAAGAUGAUGGAUCACGAGACUUACCUAAAGGAGACAAUUGCCAAGCUAGAACAGCAAUUGAGGAAGAUCAAGAGGCAGAACUAUGAGAUGGAAAUGAACGACAUCAUGCACGAUCUUUACAAAGAGGAGAAAAUGAAGGGAAUCUCACAAAUUAUGGAGCGUCUGGAGAAGGAUCUUCCACUAGCUGAUGUCUCUUCUCAGGCGGGUCGUGAUGAUGAGAAUGUUGUUGGAAGGAGCAGUAGCAAUGGAGCGGGAAGAAAAAUUGGAGGCAUCAGACUGAUGGGUUUUGAUAUUGGAAGCAGCAUUAUUGCUGGUGAUAAUUGA